AUGGAGAAGUUGCAAGUACAGAGGAACAGGUGCCUGGUGAAGAUACUCCUCACAGCAGGGAGGAAAGCCAUAUUCAGAAACUGGUGUGUGCUGCUGAUGACAGGUCAGCAGCUGAGGCUGAUCUGUGCCCCACAGCUUAAGAGAGGGCAGCAUGGCUGUGUGCAUUUCCUCCAACUGAUCCCCAACUCCUUCCACACUGGGAUGGACUGCAGUGCUGACGCGCUGGACACCCUAGAGGUCCCUCCUCUCACCCCGACCAGUAAGGAGGUCCUCAACCAGGCGUUGAAGGCCAGUUUCACUGGAUUUGCCCAAGAGAGAAUCAACCAUCUCUUUCCACAGGAUCCUACCUUGUGGUCUGAAUGGGAGGUGAACUACUGGCUGGACUGGUGCCAGGCUGAGUUUGGUCUCCAUUGCCUGGGCUCAGACCUGAGAGGCCUGCAGGGCAGUGAGCUGUGUGGCCUGGAAAGAGAGGCUUUCCUGGGCCUGAUGUCUGACUGCAUCGCAGGAGAGAUCCUGUGGGAGCAUCUGGAGACCAUGAGGACAGAGAAUGAAUAUGACUGCAGUUCUUCAUUACCCACAUGCACGAUACCAUCUUACUGCCAGCUUCAAAUCAACAAAGAAAACUACUCAGACUAUGUUCAGGAUCAUUCAGACAAACACAGUUAUCAUGUUCAGUGCCAUCCCAGUGAGAGGACAGGGCUCCACACUCUGCACCCUGUCCCUGAACAUGUGGACUACUAUCUGAUCAAAACAGAAGAUCCCAGCAGGAGCAUGACCACGGUUGAUACACGAGGGGCCGGAGGUAAAAACACACUUCACACACUUACACGUUAUCUAAGAUUGUCUUUCAUCCUUAUUAACCUGCCUUUUCUCUGUUUCUCUUAUGGUGUAUUCACAGAGACAGAUUCGGAAGUGGAGAUUGCUCACAGUGACAACUCUGACUUUGUGGGCUCUCUAUUUUGGACUGCUCCUCUCCAGGAUGUAAAGCCAGCGAUGGAAGAGAUAGUGUCUGAAGAUAUCUUCACUUUACCACAUCCACACAGGAGUUUCAAAGAAUAUAUAGACAACAAAACAGAUGUGGGCACGGCCAUGAUACCCGCAGUGAUCCUUGCCGGUUAUACCGGAAGUGGUCCCAUCCAGCUGUGGCAGUUUCUGCUGGAGCUUCUCACAGACUGCAGCUGUCAGUCAUGUAUCAGCUGGACAGGAGAUGGGUGGGAGUUCAAGCUGACGGACCCUGAUGAGGUGGCCCUGCUGUGGGGAAAGAGGAAGAACAAACCCAAGAUGAACUAUGAGAAGCUAAGUCGAGGCCUACGAUACUACUACGACAAGAACAUUAUUCGCAAGACAGCUGGCAAACGCUACGUCUACCGCUUUGUCUGCAACCUGCAAGGCCUGCUGGGAUAUGAGCCUGAGGAGCUGCACGCCAUGUUGGACAUCAGUACCAAGAAGAAGUAAUGACCUC
This is a messenger RNA of Etheostoma spectabile (orangethroat darter), 1462 nucleotides long. RefSeq names its product protein C-ets-1-like. Gene Ontology annotation, molecular function: sequence-specific DNA binding; DNA-binding transcription factor activity, RNA polymerase II-specific. Gene Ontology annotation, biological process: regulation of transcription by RNA polymerase II; cell differentiation. Lineage: Eukaryota; Metazoa; Chordata; Actinopteri; Perciformes; Percidae. Gene Ontology annotation, cellular component: nucleus. The coding region runs from base 1 to 1455 and encodes 484 amino acids. The record is from RefSeq and is a predicted model, not a curated record. The transcript has 10 exons.